GCAACAUGUUCACAUUCGUGUAGAUCUGCAUCUCAUUCGUUCACUCCCACUUUAACCACUCUUCGCAUUUCUCUUCUCUCUGUUUUCUCCUCUCUCGCAUCAAUGGAGUUGGACGGCGUUCUCCUCGGAAUGUGUAACCCUCUCCUUGACAUUUCUGCCGUCGUCGACGACGAUUUCUUGCAACGAUAUGGUAUCAAGUUGAACGAUGCGAUUCUCGCCGAGGAUAAGCACAAGCCUAUGUAUGAAGAAUUAUCUAGCAAAUCUAAUGUGGAGUACAUUGCUGGAGGUGCUACUCAGAAUUCAAUCCGGGUUGCUCAGUGGAUGCUUCAAGCCCCUGGUGCCACAGGGUACAUAGGUUGCAUAGGAAAGGACAAAUUUGGGGAGGAGAUGAAGAAGAGAUGUUCACUUGAUGGUGUAAAUGUUCACUAUUAUGAAAUCGACACCGCACCUACUGGAACUUGUGCUGUUUGUGUGGUUGGUGGUGAAAGGUCGCUUGUUGCUAACUUAUCAGCUGCAAAUUGCUAUAAGUCGGAGCAUUUGGUCAAACCAGAAAAUUGGGCCUUAGUUGAAAAGGCCAAGUACUACUAUAUUUCUGGUUUUUUCCUCACCGUAUCUCCCGAUUCCAUUCAAUUAGUUGCUGAACACGCAGCUGCAAAUGGCAAGACCUUCAUGAUGAACCUUUCCGCUCCCUUUAUCUGUGAGUUCUUCAAGGAUGCUCUGCUGAAAGUGCUACCAUAUAUGGACUAUGUUUUUGGAAAUGAGACUGAAGCAAGAACAUUUUCCAAAGUUCAAGGCUGGGAGACUGAUAACGUAGAGGAAAUAGCUUUAAAGAUUUCCAAGUUGCCAAAGGCUUCGGGAACACAUAAAAGGAUUACCGUUAUCACUCAAGGUGCAGAUCCUGUCUGUGUUGCCGAGGAUGGGAAAGUGAAAUUGUACCCUGUGAUAUUAUUACCUAAAGAGAAAUUAGUUGACACAAAUGGAGCAGGAGAUGCGUUUGUGGGAGGAUUUCUUUCACAAUUGGUUAAGGGGAAGCCCAUUGAAGAAUGCGUGAGGGCUGGGUGUUAUGCUGCCAAUGUUAUCAUCCAAAGGCCUGGCUGCACGUACCCAGCGAAACCUGACUUUCAUUGAGUGAUUCCUCCUUUUCUGCCACCACUAUGAAUUUUUUUUAUCAUUGAGAAGGAUUUUAAUAGCCACACUCUAACUGGUGUGGGGUUUUUGAACCCCUGAUAGGGAAAAUAGCGUGAAAAUGUUGCAGGAAGAGAUGAAACGAGAAUAAGUUUAUGUAUUUGAAGUUCGAUCAAGGCAUCAAUACUCAUAUUGCUGUUUCUGAUCGUUAUUUUUCCUUUUUGGUUGCGUUUUAUAAUGUUUUGUAUCCCUACCAGGGCACCUGAGUCUUAAUUAUGUUGUUUGUCGUUA
Vigna unguiculata (cowpea) is the source of this 1416-nucleotide messenger RNA. Its product is annotated as adenosine kinase 2-like. Gene Ontology annotation, cellular component: nucleus; cytosol. Lineage: Eukaryota; Viridiplantae; Streptophyta; Magnoliopsida; Fabales; Fabaceae. The record is from RefSeq and is a predicted model, not a curated record. Gene Ontology annotation, molecular function: adenosine kinase activity. Gene Ontology annotation, biological process: purine nucleobase metabolic process; purine ribonucleoside salvage.